Lactuca saligna is the source of this 4001-nucleotide messenger RNA. NCBI's taxonomy places the organism in Eukaryota, Viridiplantae, Streptophyta, Magnoliopsida, Asterales, Asteraceae. The record is from the annotation of a GenBank genome assembly.
CUUGUUUGGUGAAUAAAAAAUAAUUUAUAAGUUAGCUUUUUAAAAUACUAUUUAUACUAGUUUUUUUAGGAGUUUUUUCAAAAAAUUCGAAUACAACCCUUAAUUAAUUUUAGAAACAAAUUAUUUUAAAUGUAAUUUUAAAUAUUUCAGCCGUUUUAACAAACAUCAUUUUUAUCAACUAGUUUUUCAACAAUCAACUAGUUUUUCAACUAUUACGUGGGAUUGGGAUAGAGACUUAACAUAGUCUUAAACACCAAUUAAAGAAGAAACGUAAUGUUUGGUGAUUCAAUCGUUUAAAUACUUGAUUUUUAUGUCCCUUAUUUAAUUAAAAAAAAAUUACGAUGAUGAUAUAGAAACAGAAAUAUCAUGAAAAUGAAAAUAAGGAAAUGUAAUAUAAAAAAUUUGGUAGAUAUUAUAAAUAUAUUUAUUCACUCUAGGGAAAAGAGAAGAGGAGCGACUAGUAUGUUUUAGGUUGGAGUUUCGAUUAGUAAGAAAAAAAGGGAUUUGUUUCUUUACUGCUUACUCUUAUCUCUCUAUCAGCGGUUCCACUCCUUGUAGAUUUGAUAUAGGUGGGGAGCCUCUUUCCAUUUCACAAGCCACAAAUCUUCAAAAAAGAUUGUGUUUUCCAUCUGGGUUUCUUUUUUUCAUAAUCUUUUAUGUUAAAGCUCUGUUCUUGAUCUGCAACUAGCUUUUCAAGAAAAGAAACGCAAAAGAUGGGGGAAGAGAAGCCUGAAGUUCUUGAAGCUGUGUUGCACGAGACUGUAGAUUUGGAAAGUAUACCUAUUGAGGAAGUUUUCGAGAAUCUGAGAUGUAGUAAAGAGGGUCUUACGAGUACUGCUGCUGAAGAAAGAUUAGCCAUUUUUGGCCAUAAUAAACUCGAAGAGAAGAAGGAGAGCAAAUUCUUGAAGUUUUUAGGGUUUAUGUGGAACCCAUUAUCAUGGGUUAUGGAAGCUGCUGCUAUAAUGGCUAUCGCCCUUGCUAACGGAGGAGGAAAGCCUCCAGAUUGGCAGGACUUUGUGGGUAUCAUCACUUUGCUGAUUAUCAACUCCACCAUUAGUUUCAUAGAAGAAAACAACGCCGGUAAUGCUGCGGCGGCCCUCAUGGCCCGCCUUGCCCCAAAAGCCAAGAUUCUACGAGAUGGACGAUGGAACGAGGAAGACGCCGCGAUGUUGGUCCCCGGAGAUAUAAUCAGCAUUAAACUCGGCGAUAUUGUUCCCGCUGACGCUCGUUUGCUCGAUGGCGACCCUUUAAAGAUCGAUCAAUCAGCGUUGACCGGGGAAUCACUUCCGGUGACAAAAGGCCCAGGAGACGGUGUGUAUUCCGGUUCCACUUGCAAACAGGGUGAAAUUGAAGCGGUUGUGAUUGCAACCGGAGUUCAUACUUUCUUUGGAAAGGCUGCUCAUCUUGUCGACAGCACAAAUCAAGUUGGUCACUUUCAGAAAGUGUUGACUGCAAUCGGGAAUUUCUGCAUCUGUUCAAUUGCGGUUGGAAUGGUGAUUGAAAUCAUUGUAAUGUUUCCGAUUCAAGAUCGCCAAUACAGACCCGGAAUCGAUAAUCUCCUUGUUCUCCUCAUCGGUGGAAUCCCAAUUGCCAUGCCGACUGUUCUUUCUGUAACAAUGGCAAUCGGGUCUCAUCGCUUAGCUCAGCAGGGAGCAAUAACAAAAAGAAUGACAGCGAUAGAAGAAAUGGCAGGCAUGGAUGUCCUUUGCAGUGAUAAAACCGGAACUUUGACUCUCAACAAGCUUACUGUUGAUAAAAAUCUAAUCGACGUAUUUGCCAAAGGAGUAGAUGCAGAUACUGUUGUCCUGAUGGCAGCUCGAGCAUCAAGAACUGAAAACCAAGAUGCCAUUGAUGCUGCCAUUGUUGGCAUGCUUGCUGACCCAAAAGAGGCUCGAGCAGAUGUUCAAGAACUGCAUUUUCUACCUUUUAAUCCUACGGAUAAGCGGACCGCGUUAACGUAUUUGGACAAUCAGGGUAAAAUGCAUAGAGUUAGCAAAGGGGCCCCAGAACAGAUAUUAAAUCUUGCACACAACAAAUCCGACAUUGAACGCCGAGUCCAUGCGGUCAUCGAUAAGUUUGCAGAGCGUGGUCUUCGAUCACUCGCUGUCGCAUACCAAGAGGUUCCGGAAGGACGAAAAGAGAGCCCGGGUGGGCCAUGGCAGUUCAUCGGUCUCAUGCCGCUGUUUGACCCGCCACGUCAUGAUAGUGCGGAAACGAUUCGAAGGGCUUUGAAUCUUGGAGUGAAUGUGAAAAUGAUUACGGGUGAUCAGUUAGCAAUCGGGAAAGAAACCGGGAGGCGUCUUGGAAUGGGAACGAAUAUGUAUCCAUCUUCUGCUUUGCUCGGUCAAAAUAAAGACGAGUCGAUAGCCGCGUUACCAAUCGAUGAACUCAUUGAGAAAGCCGAUGGUUUUGCUGGUGUUUUCCCUGAACAUAAGUAUGAAAUAGUGAAGAGGUUACAAGCAAGGAAACACAUAUGUGGGAUGACUGGAGAUGGAGUAAAUGACGCUCCUGCCCUUAAGAAGGCGGAUAUUGGGAUUGCUGUGGCUGAUGCAACUGAUGCAGCCCGUAGCGCAUCUGACAUAGUCUUGACAGAGCCCGGGCUAAGUGUCAUUAUCAGUGCGGUUUUGACCAGCCGGGCUAUUUUUCAAAGGAUGAAAAAUUACACAAUUUAUGCGGUUUCAAUCACUAUUCGUAUCGUGCUCGGUUUUAUGCUGUUGGCCUUGAUAUGGCGGUUUGACUUCCCGCCUUUCAUGGUGCUUAUCAUCGCUAUACUCAACGACGGAACCAUAAUGACUAUAUCAAAAGAUCGAGUGAAACCUUCUCCUCUCCCCGAUAGCUGGAAAUUAGCUGAAAUUUUCGCAACUGGCGUCAUUCUUGGUAGUUACUUAGCCAUGAUGACCGUUAUAUUUUUCUGGGCUGCUUAUAAAACAGACUUCUUUCCGCGUACAUUUGGCGUGCCUACACUUGAGAAAACCGCUCAUGAUGACUUCCGGAAGCUUGCAUCCGCGAUAUACCUCCAAGUCAGCACAAUCAGCCAAGCCCUAAUUUUCGUGACUCGGUCCCGCAGCUGGUCGUUUGUCGAACGCCCCGGUUGGCUUCUUGUUAUCGCGUUUGCGAUCGCCCAAUUGAUUGCUACAUUAAUUGCGGUUUAUGCCAAUUGGAGUUUUGCUGCGGUUGAAGGUAUCGGUUGGGGAUGGGCGGGUGUAAUUUGGCUCUACAAUAUCAUCUUCUAUUUCCCGCUUGAUAUUAUAAAGUUUUUUAUUCGAUACGCGCUUAGUGGAAGGGCAUGGGAUCUUGUUAUUGAGAAUAGGAUUGCGUUCACGAGACAGAAGGAUUUCGGUAAGGAACAACGUGAGCUCCAGUGGGCCCAUGCGCAACGGACCCUCCACGGGCUUGAAGUUCCCGACACCAAAAUGUUUGGUGACCGGACGAAUGUAACCGAGCUUAACCAGAUGGCUGAGGAAGCCAAACGGAGAGCCGAGAUUGCAAGGUUGAGAGAGUUGCAUACGUUGAAGGGCCAUGUUGAAUCGGUAGUUAGAUUGAAGGGUCUUGACAUUGAAACGAUUCAACAAGCGUACACCGUUUGAUGCACAAGGUACAAGCAGCAUGCGGAUGGGGUUAGUUUGUGAGAUAGUUAAGUAUGAAACGGUUGGUUGGUUGUUUAUCGUGCGGUUAUUUAUUUUAUUAUUUUUUGUUUUUAUGGUUUUGGCUUUGGCUCGUGAUCCCAUGUGUACUUGUGAACUGGGAAAAGAGAGAAAACCUUUUAUGGCGUAAUUUGUUGUGCAUAUGAAGAUAAGGCUUUUGGCUUCUUAGUAAUUACAUUUACAGCCUAUAUGAAGCAUACAUACAUCAUACUAACAAAUCAAGGCUUAUUUUACAAAAAACAGGAUUUCACAUGGUUAAUUGAUCCUAUGUUUCCUUAACAAUUUACGCAGGUUGUGACAACAUAAUACUACACUGAUUUCAGUAGUUUUACCAAUUUCCACAAGCUUAGUUCCAAU